CCGCUCUCUCGCUCGGUCUCGGGACUCACGGCGGACUCUGGAAGCGAAGAUGCGGACGGUCAGGGCCGCGGGAGUCGGUGUGCUGUGCGCGCUGCUGGUCGCUCUGGUGCCCGGCGGCGCGUCGGAGCUGGUGACGAUGGUGCAGGAGCCGGUGAGGCCCGAGUCUACCCUGCUGAAGCCGAAGGUUAUGAUCGCCAUCGUGGCUCGGAACGCGGCGCACAGCCUGCCACAUUACCUGGGCUGCAUCGAGAGGCUGGAGUACCCGAAGGAGCGCAUAGCGAUCUGGGCAGCGACAGACCACAACGUGGACAACACCACAGCCAUGUUGAGAGAAUGGCUGAAGAGGGCGCAGCGUGUCUACCACUAUGUGGAGUGGAGACCGAUGGAGGAGCCAAGGUCCUACACAGACGAGUGGGGUCCGAAACACUGGCCCCCUUCAAGGUUCAACCAUGUGAUGAAGCUGAGACAGGCGGCGCUGAAGGCUGCCCGGGAGCGAUGGGCUGACUACAUACUGUUUGUAGACAGUGACAACCUGUUGACCAACCCCCACGUGCUCAACCUGCUGAUGGCUGAAAACUUGACCCUGGUGGCUCCCAUGUUAGAGUCUCGCUCGCUCUACUCCAACUUCUGGUGUGGCAUCUCCCCGCAGGGUUACUAUAAGCGGACCCCAGACUACCAGCCGAUCAGGGAGUGGAAGCGUCUCGGCUGCUUCCCCGUUCCCAUGGUGCACAGCACCUUCCUCUUAGACCUGCGUCGUGAGUCCAGCAGGGACCUGGCCUUCUACCCUCCUCACCCGGACUACAGCUGGGCGUUCGAUGACAUCAUGGUGUUUGCUUUCUCGGCACGCCAAGCAGGUGUGCAGAUGUAUGUGUGUAACAGAGAGCACUACGGUUUCCUGCCCGUCCCUCUGAAAGCGCAGCAGAAUGUGGAAGAUGAAAGCGAGAGUUUCAUACACACCAUCACAGAGGCUUUGAUUGACCACGACAUUGAGCCCUCUGAGCACCUGUACUCUCCGCCAUCGCCACAGGACACGAUCGGCUUUGAUGAAAUUUUCCUGAUCAAUCUGAAGCGUCGGCUGGACAGAAGAACCAGGAUGUUGAAAACAAUGGCCUCGCUGGGUUUACACGCCACGCUGACAGACGCGGUGGACGGCAAGGCUCUUAAUACGUCCCAGCUGCAGGCGCUUGGGAUAGAGAUGAUGCCUCGCUACAAGGACCCUUACUCUGGUCGGGUCCUGACGAGAGGGGAGAUUGGUUGCUUCCUCAGCCAUCACUCUAUAUGGAUACAGGUGCUGGAGCGUGGCCUCGAGAGGGUUCUUGUUUUAGAGGACGACGUGAGGUUUGAGCCCAGGUUUAAACGACGGCUGCAGGCCAUAAUGGAAGACACAGACAAAGCCCAGCUGGACUGGGACCUCAUCUACGUGGGGCGUAAGCGCAUGCAGGUGCAGCAGCCGGAGCAGUCCGUAGAUGGCGUAAACAACCUGGUCGAGGCCGACUACUCCUACUGGACGCUCGGCUACGCGCUGUCGCAGCAAGGAGCCAGGAAGUUACUGGCUGCGGAUCCCUUCACGAGGAUGCUGCCCGUCGACGAGUUCCUGCCCGUCAUGUUCAACAAACACCCCAACACCGAGUACAUGUCUCACUUUGAGCCGCGGGACCUGAAGGCCUUCUCCGUGGAGCCGCUGCUCAUCUACCCCACCCAUUACACCGGAGAGCCGGGCUACAUCAGCGACACGGAGACCUCCACCAUCUGGGACGACGAGGCCGUGGCCACAGACUGGGACCGGCAGCACGCCCGCAAGACGGCCCAGCAGGGCAGAAUCCGCCCUGUGGCGCAGAACAGCGUCACCGGAGACUCGCCGCCUCCUGCGGCCCGAGCCUCGAGGGACGAACUCUGAUACAGAGACCUGCGACUCUGAGAGAGAGAGAGACUCACCACGCCGUGUACGCACAGUGGACGUCAGGUGUACACACGCUUGAAAAGACACUUGAACUACGAGCUGACAUACUGUCCGUUCAUUCACACACACAUAUGCAUACACUGGUGUCCAAACGGAUAAAAGCAGGGUUAAGAUGUCAAUCUGCUCGGCUGCCUGAUGAAGGGACACUGAGGAGAGGAAGAAGAGGAGAACCCGGGACGAGGGCCAGCAGGCCUUUGACGAAAGCUUUAUUUAUUCCCCUUGUGCCUCCUCUGUGCGGGCGGAGACAGUGACGGCCUGAGAAAACUUAAGCAACAAAUGGAAGACAGCUAACAUUAUUUGCAGGACGUGAAAGAAAAAAAAAAAACAUCCUCACAAAUCAAUUUUUAUGUUGUUUGAGAGCAUGAUUGUUAUUUAAAAAGAACAGAUGCGUGUUUUUUUUAACAGACAGCUAAAGAAUAAAGGAAUCUUAAAGCUG
Messenger RNA from Chelmon rostratus (copperband butterflyfish), 2396 nucleotides. RefSeq names its product collagen beta(1-O)galactosyltransferase 2b (gene colgalt2b). Lineage: Eukaryota; Metazoa; Chordata; Actinopteri; Chaetodontiformes; Chaetodontidae. Bases 50 to 1897 code for a protein of 615 amino acids. The record is from RefSeq and is a predicted model, not a curated record. Gene Ontology annotation, molecular function: procollagen galactosyltransferase activity. The transcript is spliced from 12 exons.